GGCUAACUGACUUUGACAGUUAUAAAAACAAAAAUGAAUUGAAAAGUUAACCUUAAAAAUAAUUAAAUAAUUCUAAUUUCUUGCAAUUAAUAAAAUGUUUCGCACUUGCCAUCAUAAAGUAUACACACAAAACAUUUCAAUAUUCAGAAAUGCACUCUUUAAGGACUUGGUUACACCAAACUCCAAAGUGAUCAGUGUUUGCCAGAAAACUAUAGCAAGGCACUAUGCUAGCAGUGAAAAGCAGGAAAAUAAAUUAGAAAGAAUAUACUACGGGCCAUUGACACCACAAAUAAGGGCUGUUAAGAUAUUUUCUGUGACUUCAAGCGCCGCUGGGUUGGCGGCACAGCCUUUAAUAUUAAAAGAAGCUGCCAAUAUCGGCAGUACUUCAUUGAUAAUAGCCCUUUGCUCUGUAGUCGGCUUCUUUACAUUUGUGACUCCUAUAUUAUUGCACAUUAUAACAAAAAAGUAUGUAACUGAAAUCCAUUAUGAUCCUGAGACAUCUACAUACAAGGCGACUACAAUUAAUUUCUUUUUGGCUCCUGUCAUUUUGGAAUUCAAAGCUGAAGAUGUAGUAGUGCCAGACAUUCCAGGAAUGUUCACAACAAUGAAUGCAAAAGGCAAACCUCUGUUCAUAGAGGCAAGACAUUUCACAGACCCCCAGUACUAUGCCAAAAUAAUGGGUUACGACAAACCUCUGGACUUCAAACUUGGUGAAGAACAAAGUAGUGAUAGUAAGAGUAGUUAAGUUUUGUUAUUUAUUAUAUAGUGUUAGAUUUUAAUAAAUUAUAAAAUUUAG
Bicyclus anynana (squinting bush brown) is the source of this 796-nucleotide messenger RNA. RefSeq names its product transmembrane protein 70 homolog, mitochondrial. NCBI's taxonomy places the organism in Eukaryota, Metazoa, Arthropoda, Insecta, Lepidoptera, Nymphalidae. The transcript has 2 exons. Gene Ontology annotation, biological process: mitochondrial proton-transporting ATP synthase complex assembly. The record is from RefSeq and is a predicted model, not a curated record. Gene Ontology annotation, cellular component: mitochondrial membrane. Bases 95 to 745 code for a protein of 216 amino acids.